GACUACGGCGCAGCCUUCAUAUAGCCUCGCCUAUCCGGGCAUGGCUCCAACCUCCGCGAUCUCCUAUGCAUCGCCGAUGACCAUCAGCGCAGACCCACAGCCGGUACAGUACAUCAGUGCACAGCAGCCAUAUUCAACAGUGUCCCCGCAACCAGUGAGCUACACACCGUACUCUGUGCCCAUGACUGCUGCACCCACUACUGCUGCACCAGCCCAGACGGCUCCUGAGGCCGGAGAGUCCUUGCCUUUGGCCGGGCAACCGCUUAGCGCCCCGCUGAGUGCGCCACUGAGCGCCUACAGCGCCACCAUCCAGGCACAGCCAUUUGAGUAUGCGCCCUCCACUUUGGCAGCUCAGCCAUAUUCAUUGGCACAGCCACUGGGGCAGCCACUGUCACAGGCAUACCAGGCACCUCCGAUCUACACCAGUGCGCCUGUGACAUACCCGAGCACCUAUGCUCCUUCAGCUACAAUCUCCUAUGCGGCAGCAGAGGCCCCAGAGCAGCCUCAAUACCUGAGUGCACAGCCAGCGCAGCCCGCACAGCCUGCGCCAACCCUUCAGCCAGCGCAGGCAGCGCAGCCUGCGCAGCAAAUCCAGCAGCCUUACUCAGUACUUCCGCAGCCAGUGAGCUACUUGCAGGAGCAGCCUGCCCAGAGUCCAAUUCAGUACUACCAGCCCUCGCAGCCUUUUGCUGCUGGACCUGCGCAGACACUCCCGAGCGACAUGAUGGCUCCGGCACCAACAUCCUAUGCGCCUGCACCAGCCCAGCCGUACCAAGUCAUGCAGCCGACUCAGCAACCUCAGCAGCUGAGCUUUACACCUCCGCUCUUGGCUCCAUCUCAGGCUUCGCCGUAUGGCUUUGGACAGCAGCUGAGCUUCACCCCGCCGCUUAUGGCUCCAUCUCAGCCUUCGCCCUUUCAGUUUGCAGAAGCUGGCCCGGGCCCAGGAGCAGCUCCCCCUGCCGGAGCAGUGUACGCUGCACCCCCAGCGGCGCCGGCCACGCAGUCGUCAUCGUUCCUGCCCGCGCCUGAACUCCCGGCCCCAACCGGUCAGGCCCCUCCGCAGCAAGUUCCUGUGUACGCUGCUCCCAUGCGCUCGGCUGCCCCAACUCCAGCUCCUGCACCCGCACCCUCAGCUGCCCCUGCCGCAACCCCGGGCCCAGGCCAGGGAAUGUUGUACGCUGCUCCAAUCCAGCAGGAUGUUGGAAUCCCAGGUAUGCCAGGCCCAGGUCUCCCUUCGGCUGCACCCUUGUCCUUCACGCCUCCGGCAACCUAUGCUCCAGCCGCAGCUGGGCCGGCAAAGCCAUACUCUUACACUCCCGCAGUGCAGUACUCCCAGCCUCCCGCAGUGCAGUAUAGCUCAGCACCGUAUGUGUCUCCCUCUGUGCCCGGCAUGCAACAGCUGCCAGCACAAUACUAUCCUUCUGCAGCCCCUCUGCAGUACUAA
Messenger RNA from Symbiodinium pilosum, 1444 nucleotides. NCBI's taxonomy places the organism in Eukaryota, Dinophyceae, Suessiales, Symbiodiniaceae. The record is from the annotation of a GenBank genome assembly.